Durusdinium trenchii is the source of this 2916-nucleotide messenger RNA. The record is from the annotation of a GenBank genome assembly. Lineage: Eukaryota; Dinophyceae; Suessiales; Symbiodiniaceae.
AUGGGCAGCCUGUCGCCACCGAGGCGGUCGGACACAGCCACCUUCGCGCGCCUGGGGCGAGCGGGCCAGUGGGAGGAGGUUUUGCUGCUCCUUGACAGCUUGCCCAGCAAGCAGGCGCCAAAGGUGGUCAUCUACACUGCAGCCAUCAAUGCUUUGUCGAACAGCCAGCAGCGCUUACAAGCGCUCCAGCGCUUCGCGCAGCUGCGCCGGCGCCUGCGCCGCACGCGUUCGUCGCGCGCGCUGGACGAACGCGCCUUUGGGGCAGCUAUGGGCGCGUGCGAGAGCUGGGCACGCGCCCACAGCUACCUGUCCGAGAUGGGCACGAUGGCAGUGGAAGUGACCGCCUUCACGGUCAACGCUGCUUUGAGCCGCUGCCGCGACGAGACCGGCGGCGACGGCUGGCGGCCGGCGCUGCGGUGCUUCCGCUGGGCGCGGGGGCAGGGCGUGCAGUGCACGGAGGUGACCUUCAACAGCUUGGUGUCUUUGAGCCGCUGGCAGCAGGGCGAGCUGCUGCUCGGCAGCGCUCGACACGCCGCGCUUCAGCCAGAGCUUAUCGGAUCCAAUUCAUUGAUCAGCUCCACUGCUUCGGAUGGCCAGUGGGAGCGGAGCUUGGAGCGCUUGGCAUCCCUGCGGCCUCAGAGGUUGCAGCCGAAUCUGGUGACGGUGAACUCUUGCUUGGCCGCAGAUAGCGAGCUAGCAGGCUGGUCCAACGCCAUCCACCGGCUUAGCAAGGCCGCUACGAGUGGCAUUCUCCCAGAUUCUGUGAGCUGUCUCGCUGUCUUGCAGAGCCUCCGCCGGGACGACAGAUGGCGCCAGGCGGUCGGCUUGCUGCACGGAGUCUCCGCAGGCUUGCUGCAACUGAGUCGCCAUGUCUACAAGUGUGCCAGCACGGUUUGCCAGAGUGCAAGUACCUGGCAAGCCUUACUGGGCCUUGAUUUGGUGGCGGGCAGCUGGGACCAGAGCUGUCGCUUGCUGUACCUGGCUGGCCGAGGCCGAGGUCUGGAAGUGGACCAAGUGGCGGCCAACAAAGCUGCCAGCCUUUGCGUCCGAGAGGGGCAAUGGAUGGAGCAGAUGAAUCUUGUAGCAGUGAUGGGGCAUCGAUAUCUGACCCUAGACAUGGUGGGUCGCAGCGUUUCGGUCGCAGCCAGCGCGCUAGCGCAGCAGUGGCGCCGGGCGAGCCUGCUUUGUGGGCAAAGGCCCGACGCCGUGGUCCUGGCCGGCGUCACCGGGGCAUGCGAGAAGGACGACGACGCGCGGGAGCUGGGGAGCGCCAUGGGCUCGAUGAGCUCCGAUCGGCCCAGCGCGCGGUCGACCGCGUCGGUCGCCGUGGCGGCGGCCUCCGAGUCCGGAUCCUCUAAGUCGGAACGCGAGAAGGUGGAGGAGUUCGCCCUGCAGCGCAACAUCGAACGGCUGCGCGUCUUUUAUUCCGUGCUGCAAUUGGGCUUGGCGUUUCUAAUUGCCGGCGUUGUUCUGACGAUGACCACCGAGGUGCUGUGGCGCGUCUUGCCCGCGGGACGUUUAGUGGAGCAGAUCAUUUCCGGGCUCGCCGCUCUGGCGUGGUUCCUCACCGCCCUAACUGCGGCAGUGGUGUCCACAUGCCCCUUUGAUGAGCUCCAAUUCGACUCCUUUGUCGCCUCGCGGCCGCAGCUGUGCGUGGGCUUGGGCAUGCUGCCCCUCCUCACUGGAGGGCUCCGAGCAGUGGAGCUUCCGUUCCCCAGGUGGAUCUCCAUCAUUUGUGCACUCCUCAUGUUCGCAGAAGGCUGCCUCCGCUGCCCAUGCUGCCACUGGGGGCCUCGUUUGCGCCGGCAGCUCAUGUUCUCCACACUGAUGGAGUUCUGGUAUUUGGAUGUGGUUCUUUCCUCCACCGUGAAUGAGCUCGCCCAUGGGGCGGCCUCUCUUUGGACCUCCCUUUGGCUAGCUUUGCAUUGUGCAUUUUGCAUCCUCUAUGGCAUCUACUUGCGCUGCUUGCGAUCCAACAGCACGGUUCGUUUCUACCACCUCAGCUAUGCCACCCUGAGCUGGAACAGCAGCUACUUCGCAUGUCGUGCUGUCGACCUGGCGACCGGACACAAGGAAUGGGAGGAAGGUCGGCAGCUGGAUGUGGCGAUUGCUGCGGCGGUGGCCUUUGCAGUGCUGAUUUUGAUUCCUUUGUUCAUCGUUUUGGCAGUGGGACGCCAAAAGAUGUUUGGCCGCCUGGCGAGCUGGCUGGACCAUUCCCGGAGCCGUCGUUUGCAGGACGGUGCCUUCAUGUCCAUGCUGUUGGACUCCUACAGGGUGGAAGUGGGCCAGGCCUGGUGGCUUCAAGAAGGCGACUGCCGUAUGAGCGCCAGUAGCCUGAACAGUGUGAGCAGCCUUGAGGAGGAGGUGACCGUGAGUAUCAGUGUUGGCCUUCCGGACGAGCAACGCCCGGGCUUCAUCCUGGGCCAAGUGGUGCAGGUCAGUAAUGAUGCCGCGAGUUUCGUGGUGAAGGUGCCAGGCUCUCUCCAAGCGAUCCGUGCGCAUCGGCGGCAGCAGGUGCUGCCCUGGCCGGAGCUCCUGAAGCUGGGUCGCUCCAAACUGCGCUGCAUCGAAUGGACGUCACAAAGCUUCGCUUUGAAUUCUCGCGUCCACUGGGCCGGACGGAAGUCAUCGACUUCUUCGUGUCCCACAGCUGGAGCGACUCUCCGGAGCGGAAGUGGAAGGCCUUGCAGAUUGUGGUGCAGAGGUUCUACGAACAGAAGGGUCGCUAUCCCACCAUGUGGGUGGACAAGUUCUGCAUCGACCAACGAGAUCUUGCUGACGGGCUCCGUGUCCUCCCUGCCACCAUGCACGGCAGGAAGAUGCUUUGCUUGUGUGGAAAGACUUAUCCUACUCGUCUUUGGUGUGCUUGGGAGCUCUGCGUGUUGCUGUCCUUCAUGUCAAUGGACAUGGCCUUGA